AUGUUAGAGAGACAGAAGACGGCUCUAAUUACAGGAGCCUCGAAUGGAAUAGGGAAGGACUUUGCAGGGCUUUUUGCUAAGGACGGCUAUCAGCUUGUACUAGUGGCAAGAAGUGCUGAUAAGUUAGAGCAGAUUGCUCAAGAGUUAAAAGAGCAGUAUCAAACAGAAGUGCUUGUUAUUGUUCAGGACUUGUCCCUCCCUGAUGGAGCUAAGCAGGUGUAUGCAAAGCUCAAAGAAGAUCAUAUCCAGAUUGAUGUCCUCGUCAAUAAUGCAGGUUUCGGUCGAGUAGGGGAUUUCGCUAAUGAAGAUGUUGAGGUAAUGACAGAGAUGAUUAACCUUAAUAUAACUAGUUUGACAGAAUUGACAGCUUUAGUCCUGCCUGAAAUGUUAGAACGAAAUAGUGGGAAAAUCCUGAAUGUGGCUUCUACAGCUGCUUUCCAAGCUCUACCUACUUUUAGCGUUUAUGCUGCAACGAAGGCUUAUGUGCUUAGUCUUACAGAGGCUUUGCACUACGAACUAAAGGAUACUAAUAUUGCUGUUACAGCUCUUUGCCCAGGUCCUACUUCGACAGGCUUUGCUAAGCGAGCUAAUGCCGAAGCUCUAACGCUCUUUAAGAAUGUGAUGAGCUCUCAAGAGGUUGCCCAAGCUGGCUAUGAUGCCUUGAUGAAGAAUAAGAUGACGCUGAUAACAGGUUUUACGAAUAAGUUACUAGCUUUCUUUACGCAUAUUAUUCCCUCAAGACGUCUGCUUAUAAGCAUUGUUGGUCGAAUAGCUAAGUUAUGA
Globicephala melas (long-finned pilot whale) is the source of this 783-nucleotide messenger RNA. RefSeq lists its product as uncharacterized. The record is from RefSeq and is a predicted model, not a curated record. Gene Ontology annotation, molecular function: oxidoreductase activity. NCBI's taxonomy places the organism in Eukaryota, Metazoa, Chordata, Mammalia, Artiodactyla, Delphinidae. Gene Ontology annotation, cellular component: cytosol.